Aplysia californica (California sea hare) is the source of this 4100-nucleotide messenger RNA. RefSeq names its product neuropeptide receptor 15. The coding region runs from base 333 to 1853 and encodes 506 amino acids. The transcript is spliced from 4 exons. Lineage: Eukaryota; Metazoa; Mollusca; Gastropoda; Aplysiida; Aplysiidae. Gene Ontology annotation, molecular function: G protein-coupled receptor activity. Gene Ontology annotation, cellular component: plasma membrane. Gene Ontology annotation, biological process: G protein-coupled receptor signaling pathway. The record is from RefSeq and is a predicted model, not a curated record.
GAGGGGGGUGAUUUGCCCUUGUGUAGUCGGUGCUCAUGGCAGAUUACUGUGCUCUUAGAAUUGAAAAUAAGUUCCGAUUCGAUAAAGAGGAAGUCUAAAUUCUCGAAGUGUUUUUCUGCACAAGUCUUUAAUUUGGAAGGAGAAAUCGAAUGCAAGUCUCCAAAUGUAUUAGCAGCACAGCCAGAGAAGACAAAAGAGCAUCCGUAAACCAAGACAUCUUUGGAGAGCAUAGGAGUUUUGUCUGCAGUUUUCUGACACAGACUGCUGUCAUUGAACUAACCGACUUGUGAUUAGAACACUAUCCCAGGCCACGCCUUCUUGCGCUGGCCACUAUGGUUGACCUCGUAACAACAGCCAGCACAGCAACUGUAUCAUCCAUACCCAGCAUUUCAUACCUCUCGUCUACUUUAAAUAUUCCUCGGCUACCUCAACAUUCAAACUCGCUAUGGUCUCUCCAAAACUCUACUCCCUUACGGGGUCGUCAAAACGCUUCAAACGACACGCAAACCAUGACCAAUACAGUGAUAACCUACGACAUUGCUUCCGGCCGUGUUCCGGACGACUUUCUGGUUAGUCGACAAGAUGGCGGAUCCUACAACAGUAAUCUGGGUUUUCCUUUUCACCGCUCCGAUGAAGGAAACCUGUCAGACCUCGUGACUCUCAGUGUUUUGGCGGGUACACUCUCUCCGGCUGUGAGCCCCAUGUCCAAAGUUAGAGGGGAUGGCAGAGGUGGCAACCACGACUCGGCCAUGACUACAGCUUAUAUUGUGACGUUUUCCUCACUUUUUUUCCUUGUCGGCUCCGUGGGCAUUACGGGUAACGUCAUGGUCGUCUACAUUGUUCUCUCUGAUGGUAAAAUGAGAAGAUCCAUGACCAACAUGCUGAUCCUGAACUUGGCCUUGGCGGACUCGCUCAUCAUGCUGUUCGGCCUACCAGAGAUCGUCAUGUUCAUGAUGAACGACGGCUGGCGUCUGGGCCAGAUCGCCUGCUCGGUGGAUCGGACAGUGCUCGUCUGCGCCCUCUACUCCUCUGUGCUCACUCUCGUGGCUGUCUGCAUAGAGAGAUACAUAGCCAUCGUGUUCCCGAUCAAAGCUCACAUCAUGUGCACAAAGAAGCGGAUACUUCUCGUCAUCAUUAUCGUCUGGUUCAUCUCUGGGCUCUGCGCCACACCCACUGCCGUGUUCAAUCGUGUCCUACAGCUGUCCGUGGUCCCUCCCCGUGAGUUCUGCCUCACUCAGUUCCACACCAACAGAAGCCAACACGAAGUGUACUACCGAAUUUUCAAGUACAGCGAGUCAGCGUUGUUCUACCUGGGGCCGUUAAUUCUUCAGAUUGUCUUCUAUGCUGUCAUCGGAAAACGUCUAUUUGUCGGAGUGGAAAAGCUACACAGAACCAGUGGAGGGGGAAUAAGUUCAGCAUCACGCCCAAAUGGUCGCGGCCCUCCUACAAGAGCCCUGAGCGAGGCCAUACGAGCUAGAAAAGGCGUCGUGAAGAUGCUCAUGGCCAGCGUGGCCAUCUAUUUCCUCAGCUAUUCCCCACAUCAAAUCCUGCUCUUCUACAAAACCUUCUCACCCGUCAGAUUUGACCAAACUUGGAUGUUCCACGUACUCACGACGACAUUGGCUUACAUUAACUCUGCGGCGAAUCCAGUGCUGUACUGUGUCUUCAGCGACAACUUUCGCAGCAAGUUUCGCCAAAUCUUACAACGGUGCGCAUGCGGCAGUACGUGCUGCCAUCGGUGCUGUUGCCGGCGUGAGACGGACAGCCCUCGGCCCAUCACCCUCAACUCGUACACUGAGUACACAACGCUCGUGAGGAAGAACACUCAACGCCAAGUCGGGGCUCCUGUGUAAACAGCUAAGGCUAGCUGGCCUGAUAGAGCUUUACUCCAGUAACUGCCGAGAACCUCAUUCGAUCGUAAAACAGCAUAGUUGGACAUCCAAUAUGGCUAGCAUCAUGUCCCAUUUAAGCUACCCCCUCCCUGGGAUCAUCCUUUUCUUUAUAAUCAAAACACGCUCCAGAAUUUCACUUUUGGGAGAACAAACAAAUCAUUCCAUGCUUCAAUAUUUCUCUCAAAGAGUUCACACUGAACAGAAACAGUGCAUCAUGUUGGAGUUGUGUUGGAAACAGGAAGGUUAACUAAAUAGCUCCAUGUUUACGUUCAGGUAUCCUUUCCUCCAGUUGUUUGUAACGAAAGUAAUCCUAUUGCCUGGUAAUCUAAACAUCGUUUUAAUAUAAUGAGAAAAAUGGAAUCACGGAAUCUAUGUUAUAGGAGCAAUGGUUUUAUUGUGAAAGGUUGAGAACAGUUUUGCACAUCGCUGGUAUGACCACCACUAUACUUAAUGUGUCAUACGUUAUACCGAUCUCGUUCACGAAUCUUGCUCUAGGCCUUCGGUAUCCCAAAACACUGAUUCUAAAGUCAGAAAUAUUCCACUGUCAAAAUAAAUUCCGCAGCACUUUCUAUUAUGUUAUUUCUCUGAAUCUGAGUUUUUGACAAAACACGAAACAUCAUACGCUAGAGCCCAUUCAUAGUUGAGGUUAGUAUUGUACCUUCAUUAAACAGAAAGACUCUAAUCUAAUAUUAUAGGAACUGACUUUUGCUUUGCAUCAGGCAAAACAUAAAAAAUGGCACUGCUUAGAUAGGACUUUAAAGUUGUUUUAUUUAAGGGAUAUGAGUCAAACAAUGUUUCUAGUUUAGUCAUAACACAGCUUUUGAUGAAAAGUUUUGAAAGGGAAUAACUUGUCCAACGACCCUAGCUCAUUGGUUAGUGACGACUGAAGGAGACAAAGAAAGAACUCCUAGUCGAAAGACCAGAAUGUAUGUUAUUAAUCUUGUUUAGAGAGUAACGUCUCGUACAGGUGUACAGGGGAUCCUUACCCCCUCCCUUACCCCCCACCCCCACAUAGAGGGACUCAUAGACUUUUAAAAAAUUAUAAACCUGUUGUUAAAAAAAAGUCUUGAACCGAAAUGUUCUUGGUUUUAACUGUAGUUUUAGUAAGUAAAUAGGUACUUGUCACACAAAUAAGUCAUAUAAAUGCAGACGAUGAGAAGUGUUACAAGAGAGUUACAUACAAUGAAAAGAAAGAGGGGAUAUAAGGACGACAACAGACGUUUAUAACGAAAGGAUCAAGUAACACAGGAGCACAUGCCAACCAACAACAAAUACUUGCUUGGCUUUAUUGAUGUUCCAUGCAUAUUGAGAGAAGGAAGUUAAGAAAAGACAGCUAUGUCGAUCUCAUAUGGGAAUUUUCUUCACAAUGACGUGUACAAAAAUGCUUGAUAUAACCCCACAUGCUGGAGAUUGCACGGUGCAACUGGUCGUCGCUAUACAUCAUCGUGGUUUUUGUUAUUGCUGUUGUUUGGGUUUUUUUUUGGGGGGGGGGGGGGUGAGGGUCUUUUCGUUAGUGAGAAUAAACGCCUCUUUCUCAAAAACACAUCUCAAUGAGAAUCCGUAUGUUGGUUUUCGACAUUGCUUGACAGAGCUGGAUAUCACUAAUCAUUGGCCCAUCUCAAAAGCCGUCUAUAUUAUAUUGCUUUCUUGAACCAUGCUAGCAUGCUUGGAACUGGAGAGUGAACAUGGUUCAAAGACGCGCUUUUUGAUCGUUAAAUUUUAAAACGCUUAACAUUGUAAUGGGCGCAAUCUAGAAUAUUCAACAAGUACAGUGGAGGUUGUUUCAACUCUGACAGGCAGGGUUUAAGAUACCCCCCAUCAUAAAGAACGGGGAGAUACGUUAUAACUCAUCUUCACUGUAGAACCGAACCGAGCUCCAAUCGUGGGUUCCAGCUAUCUAUGACACCAUAGACGCCCGCAUCGUUCUGCCACAAACAAGACUUGGUUACCAUUUAUCACGUCAGGAUUAUGCACACGUUAAUAGAGCCAAAACGACAUAAUAGUGAAGCAAGAAGUCAAGUCACCACUAUAGGGUGCAUAUUAUUCUGUUGACUACGUGGCGAGGAAGCUAUCAUGCUCUUAUAUUUCUUGAUAUCUUAGUUCCAAAUAUGUUAUGUGCAUACUGUGUGCAGGUCUUCGAAAUCGAUUUAAGCUUUAUUUAUUUAUUUCUUCUUCUUCUUUUGAUUUUUGUUGUUUUGGUAAUUGUUU